Messenger RNA from Pimephales promelas (fathead minnow), 4738 nucleotides. Lineage: Eukaryota; Metazoa; Chordata; Actinopteri; Cypriniformes; Leuciscidae. The record is from RefSeq and is a predicted model, not a curated record.
UGCACUCACUAAACUCUCACUGGCACUUCAGGCUUCUUCAACAUUUAGAGUCAGUGAGAAAGACACAAGACCUACUUCGGGAAGCAAGAUUGAGUAAAGGAGGCAUUCAAAUAAAAAAGCCUCACAACUUAUGUUUUUUUUCCUAGAUAGUGAAGAGUCUAGUCCUGCAUGGAAACAGAAGACAGUUGGUGAGGAACGACUUUUGAAGAGUCUCAAGACAUUUCUUGCACGGGAUUGAUCAGGAUAAAUCAUAAGCUGUUUUCUUUUUAUCGGAUUUUUCAUUUCUCGUUGACUCUUUGACCAUGAGGAACAUGUAUCUGCUGAGUCUGGGUCUUCUAUUGGCACUGACAGAGAACAUCAUGAUGAGGGAGAUCUGCGGCGUUGGAUUUAAAGCGAGAAGGGGAAAAUGCAUAGAUGCAGAUGAGUGUGAGUCUAUUCAGCCGCCCGUCUGUGGAGAAAAUGCAAUAUGCUCCAAUACAAUUGGAAGUUACUACUGUCAUUGUAACGGAGGGUUCGAACCAACUCACAAUUUCACACAAAUUGAUGGAAUCAAAUGCGAAGACAUCAAUGAAUGUGCGGAUGGAAGUGUUGUGUGCGGUCCCAAUGCAGAAUGUGUCAAUUCUGCUGGAGGUUAUUCAUGCACAUGUAAAAAUGGCUACAUUUCCAGUAAUGGAAAAGAGAUGUUUAUUACAGAAGACGGAGUUCAGUGUAUUGACAGAAAUGAAUGCGACGAUCCCGGUGUUUGUGGAAUAAAUGCAACGUGUCACAACACCCUCGGUUCACAUUACUGCACGUGUGCUGCGGGCUUCACACUGACGUCAGGAGAAACUAACUUCACUGAUUUAAAUGAACGCUGCAAGAGUGUAUGUGACAUUGAUGAAUCUAUCUGCGGAGAAGGAACCUGCACAAACAGUAAAGACGGCCAUGAGUGUGUGUGUAAGUCAGGAUUCACCAACUAUGGACACAAACAAAUGAAAUGCACAGAGCUUAAUUGCAACACAUCUAUAAGCGAGAGCAAAGGAUCCCAGGCAUCUCCAAAGCUAACAGAACUCGUCUCUCUGAUGACCAACACCUGUAUGGGACUGAGCGGGAGUGAGUCUGUCAGGAAGGAGCGUUUUACACAAGUGGAUGGAGAAAGACUUUUGGAGGCUUUUCUGAAAGCUUUAGAUGAUCUACUUCGCGGUGGCUUCCAAGGAAAUAACCAUGAAGUGUCGGCGCUGUUUAAUAUUGUGGAAAACAUGCUAAAACUGAUAGGACCUCUGCUGUCAGAAAGCCAGACCAAGAGAUCCGCCACUGAAACUGAGGUGGAGCUGUUGGUAAAAAGAGGCAGUUCUCCACCCGAGGGUGAUUUCAAUAUAUCCACCAGCAGUACACGGUUUGCAUCCCACUGGGACACAGCAACAGGAAAAACGUACCACGGCUUUACGACUGCAGCUCUCCUCACCUACAAAAGUCUGGGGAAUUAUCUCAACCAAUUUUUUAACCGUUUAGAGACACCAAAGCAGAAGUUCAAGAUCAAUUCAAAAGUGUUAACCGCCACCGUUAGCAAUGCAAAGACUGCCAAUCUGGAGACAUCAGUAACACUCACGUUUUCUCACUUGGAGAGAUCAGACAAGGAUCAUAUCUGUGUGUUUUGGGAUCCUGAGCUGGAAGGGGGCGCGUGGUCAAAGGAAGGCUGCACUACUAUGAGCUUAAGUGAUGCCCAGACCGUCUGCUCCUGUAAUCAUCUCAGCAGCUUCGCUGUGCUGAUGGCUCUCUAUGAUAUUGGGGAUGUAUACCAGCUGAGCCUGAUCACAUGGGUGGGCCUGCCGCUGUCUCUGGUCUGCCUCCUCAUCUGCAUUGCCACAUUUUACUUGGUGCGAUCUAUCCAGAGCACUCGCAACACCAUCCACCUGCACCUCUGCGUCAGCCUCUUCAUCGCCUACUUCGUGUUCCUCGUGGGCAUCGCCCGCACCGAGAAUAAGGUGGGCUGUGCUGUUGUUGCGGGUGUUCUGCACUAUUUCUUCCUGGCUUCGUUCUGCUGGAUGUGUCUGGAAGGAGUGCAGCUCUUCCGUAUGGUGGUGCUGGUCUUCAACACAACGCUGAGACCCAUCUAUAUGUUUGCCGCUGGUUAUGGAGUUCCCGCUGUUAUCGUUGCAAUUUCAGCCUCGGCGCAUGCAAGUGGAUACGGCACUGAUGGCUACUGCUGGCUCAACGUUGAAGACGGCUUCAUUUGGAGCUUUUACGGGCCAGUUUGUGCCAUAAUUAUUGUUAAUGUAUUCUUCUUCCUCAUAACAAUAUGGAAGCUGGCUGAAAAAUUUUCCUCCCUCAACCCAGACUUAAACAAUCUACGCAAAAUCAAGGCAUUUACGGUCACUGCGAUUGCUCAGCUGUGUGUCCUCGGCAUCAUGUGGGUGUUUGGCUGUUUUCAGUUUAAUAAGGACACUCUGGCAAUGUCAUACAUCUUCACUAUACUAAGCAGCCUCCAGGGGGUGCUGAUGUUCAUCAUGCAUUGCUGGCUCUCAAAACAAGUGAGAGAAGAGUACGCCAAAGUCCUGUCAUGUAUCUGUACACCACAGAAGAGGAAAUAUUCAGAGUUCGGCUCAAACCAAACAAGCAAAUCCCAGGCCUCCAGGAGUGUUCAGCACACUGGCGAAUCCCACAUUUAAGAGGCCAUGUCAACAGAUCAUCGACUUUAUUAUUCAUUUGCAAGUUGAAGUGCCAAAUUAUCUGCUUUCUAUGGACACCACAUCCAUUUUCUAUGGAUCUCACAUGUCAGCUAGGGGCGGGCGAUGUACCAGUAGACACAAUUAACCCGUCUCUAUCGCGGUUACGCACACGGGCCUUUCUGUACAGUCUCGAAAGCUUAUCGUCUGCAUACAUUUUUAAGCACUUAACACUUCAAGCGCUAUAAGCAAGUUUACUUUAUUUAUACAGCACAUUUUUACCACAGCCGCUGGCUGGCCAGAACAGCAGAAAUUAAAAUAAAAAAAUUAAAACGAAGUAGUACCUACGUAACGACACAAAUGAGCGCAACGUUAAAACAGGCGAAGCAAAGCAGGAUCAGACUUGAAUAUAAAAUGGUCAAACAGAAGUGAUAAAACAGUAUCAGACUCGAAUUUAAAAUGGAAAGAAUCACGAGUGGCAAAAACAGUAUCAGACUCAAUGGAAAAUCGGAAAACCAACCAACCAACCAACCAACCUUAAAAAUGGCAAUGGAAAACAUGUAUCUUUAGAAGUGACUUUACAGCAUUCUGGUAAGACUGUCUUUAAAACAACUGGAGUGAAACGUGUAGCUCGUCCUUUUUCCAUUUCUCGGCUUUUCUACUCGAUUGUCUUAGUUGACGUAUAUCCGUGUUCGGAUUUGGGUUUGGGUGUGUGAGGCUUAAGCCGAGCAGUUUCAUUUAGGGCAUUCAGCCGAGCAGAGUUUAAUAGACUGAGAUGUUCGUCGGCAAUCGGCAUCAAGGUCCAAUAGCGGUGAUGAAUCCAAAAACUAAUGUGUGCAGGAUUUCAUGAAGUGCUCUGUAAAAACCGAGCCAUUAGACCGAGACAAUGUUAAAACUACAGCGGUGCAAUGAGAAAGGCAGGGAAGAGAAGUAGAAAAUAACAUUGGCUUAUGGUCCGAAAGCAUAAAAUCAGAUAUAACAAUGUCACUAAUUUAGAUUAGAUUUAGAUUUAUUUGACCACUUAAAUAUAAAAAUAUGAAGAACAGUAAGAAACUGUUGCAUACAUUAAAAACAAAUACAAAAGUAGUCAGGGAUAAACACAAUAAAGCCCGAAGACUUAUUUCCAUUGUGGUCCCUUAUAAAGGCAGCGGAAGAAGUCAAGUGGCAACGCAUCACACAUCAAACAUUCACAUACAUAAACCAAAUUCAUACAUAUUAUACCACAAAAAAAAAAACAAAAAAAAACUUAGUAUUAUAAAAACUACAUUUGGCCCCUAAACCAUAAUUUUCACCCCAUAGGAAAGUACAAGAUCCAGAAUGUGACCCUGAAUGUAAGUAGUCAACUAUCCACUAGACUCAAUGAGGCUGAGGAACUCUUUUGAUUGAGUGUUCGAUUGACAGCAAACGUGAAUAUUAUAAUCAUCCACCAAGAAAAAGUCUGAGAGACUUAAAACGCGUACACAUAAAGCCGCUGCCAAAUAUGUCAAAUAUGCACACUUAUAUGUCAAAAGGCCCGUCUUUGCGAGUAUCCUCUUAAACACAGUCGUUUAUGACUUAGGUUAUCAGAAUAUUAGACCAGUCUGUUCUCUCUUAAAGUGACAGCAGCCUAAUAAACCUGAUUCGUUCUAUUGUAGUUCUAUUCUAGUGCUAUUAUCACUGAGAUGUUUACUUGUCUUCAGUGAGCUUGAGUUUUUUUUUAUUUUAUUUUUAUUUUUUUAAGUUAGUUUGUUUAUUUUACUUAUGUUAGUUAGGCUAGAAUUAGUUUUUUUAUGUGAUUUGUUUUUUUUUAAAUUGGUGAUGAGAUUUAUGAAAUUUAAAUUACAUUUUUAUAUCAUAAAAAAACUUUUUUUAGUGUGAUAUAUAUCAUUAUUGUGAAAUUAAAUUAUUCAUAUCAUAAGACUUUGGUCAUAUCACGCACACCUAUUGUCAACAAACCAUCGACUUUAUAAUUCAUUUGCAAGCUGAAGUAUCUCUAUAUCUGCUUUCUAUGGAAAUGAAAUGAUAAUGUAUUUGGGUGAUUCUUCAUUUAGGGAAACAUUUCUUUCCCUUAGGGUCAUUUGAAAAAAAAAAAAAAAAACAUGCCUUUAAAGAUU